GCACAGAAGCUAGGGCUUCGGAGGUUUGAACUUUGAAUUUUGAACAACAAUGGCUGAAGAAACAGAAUUUCAAAAAGGAGAAGAAGGAACAGAGACAGAAAUGAAGCCGUGGGAACAACACUCAAGAGUGAUUAGCAUACCUCGUUUUGAUUACAACGCACCUUCAUCUAUUCUUCAACGUUCUCACUCUGGCUUCCUCAUCACCUGCACUAUCAAGAGGGAAAAAAGCGCCACCAAAGAAGCCAUCACCAUUCUUCAAAAGUAUAUUGCUUCCUACUACAGUGAUGGCUCUGGAAGUGUGAAGAACUCUGAUACUAAUGGUGACGCUAAGAGAAGGAAAACAUGCACAGAUGAAGCAAGUGAGGAAUUUGCCAAUGGUGCAGAAAGUGGGGGCACUAAAGAAGAUCCAGGUGGACUUCCAAAGGAUGAUUGUAGCUCCCAUUCAAAGGUAGAUACAAACACAGAAUACGAUUUUGAUAUGUCUCUGGUUAAGCUAAAAAGAAGUGGUCUGCUUCUCCUUACCUUCCCAAGAGAAAACUCUUAUAACAUUGUUGGUGUUGUGUCAAACAUUGUUCAAUCUUUGGACUCUGGGACUUUAAAGUCACCGCUGGUAUUUCAACAUUUGGGUUUCCUAAUUAGUUUAGUUAUUUCUAUUGUUAUUCUACAUCUGGAGAGGGAAAAAAGCGCCACCAAAGAAGCAAUCACCAUUCUUCAAAAGUAUAUUGCUUCCUACUACAGUGAUGGCUCUGGAAGUGUGAAGAACUCUGAUACUAAUGGUGACGCUAAGAGAAGGAAAACAUGCACAGAUGAAGCAAGUGAGGAAUUUGCCAAUGGUGCAGAAAGUGGGGGCACUAAAGAAGAUCCAGGUGGACUUCCAAAGGAUGAUUGUAGCUCCCAUUCAAAGGUAGAUACAAACACAGAAUACGAUUUUGAUAUGUCUCUGGUUAAGCUAACAAGAAGUGGUCUGCUUCUCCUUACCUUCCCAAGAGAAAACUCUUAUAACGUUGUUGGUGUUGUGUCAAACAUUGUUCAAUCUUUGGACUCUGGGACUUUAAAGUCACCACUCUGGUGUCAUCGAAUUUUUCCUAUCCAAUCUACUUGUAUCUUGAAGGAGGUAGACCUUCAAGCAACUGUAUCAAAGCUUGUUCUUCAAUUUGUAAAUGAUAAACAAAAUAAACUUUCCCGCCCUGUUAAGUUUGCAGUGGGGUAUAACCGAAGAGGAUUUGAUGAGACACAGAUGAAGACUACAAAAGAUACUUUAAAUGAUUCUAAUCUCUUUGCUAUGUUAGAUCGCAACAAAUGCUUCGAUGUAGUGGCUGCUGCAGUUAAAGAUGUUGUUUCAGAUUCAGAAGUCGACCUCAAAUUUCCAGAGCUUUCUAUUCUUGUUGAGUUGCUUCCUCUUGCUGUACCAGCUACUGAGCCAUUAGUUGUUGCUGUUUCUGUUCUUCCACACAACCUCGUGACAACGAAGCCUCGACUCUGCAUCAGGGCAUUGGUCUUCGUUACCAAUGCAAAGAAUAAAAAGACUAGAAAUAAAUCCCAUUUGUGAGAAUAUUUUACCUGAUUAAGAAUCAAGGCAUUGGCAAUAGGAAUCCCAGGUCUGUCAUUCGGCUAGAGUUGUCCUUGCAAUCCAAGUGCUCUUCGCCCUUGGUCCGGUGGGCAGUAUAGCGAUAGGCACAAAAUUGUUUUGUCUUUAUGCUUCAGUGAUUUUUAGAAGCUAAGGAACUUGGAGAAGUUAGCUGGACUUGGACGAGUUGCCAAUAUCUAUACAGUUGGGCCCAGGGGUUCACUCUAAUAUCAGAUUUACUUUGUGUUGUUCUUGCUUCAAUGUUUUCGAAUAUCUUCUGGUACACUUUUUAAAUACAAUUUGCUUUUGAAAAAUAAACAUGAGCUAAAGGCAUGUUAAGAAUUGGGAGAUAGAACAAAGUUUCUGCGAAUAUAGUGCUCAU
Messenger RNA from Pistacia vera, 1949 nucleotides. RefSeq lists its product as uncharacterized. The transcript is spliced from 11 exons. The record is from RefSeq and is a predicted model, not a curated record. Lineage: Eukaryota; Viridiplantae; Streptophyta; Magnoliopsida; Sapindales; Anacardiaceae. Gene Ontology annotation, biological process: tRNA modification. Gene Ontology annotation, molecular function: RNA binding. Bases 50 to 1549 code for a protein of 499 amino acids.